UGUCUUAUGCAAUGUUUUUGGGAUCUCACAUCUUUUCAUGUACUAUAUAUCAUUUUCAUAAGAGAUUCUGCAACUGAUUUUUUUACUCUUGAUGAUUUUGUAGAUACCAAUUCCUUGACACAAUGGAAGGAGUAUUUGGUAAUUCCACAUCAUUGUGUCUUGGAAAUCAACAUUGUUUGCAAUUGGUUCAAAUGGUUAUGAGAAGUGAUGCAAAGACAGCUUCUAUUACAUUAGGUGUUAUUAGUGUCAUUGUUUGGAUGAUUGCUGAGAUACCUCAAUUAAUCACAAAUUAUAGAGAAAAAUCUUCUCAUGGUUUGUCUGUGACGUUCUUGCUGACGUGGAUAAUCGGUGACUUGUUCAACCUCUUUGGAUGCUUAUUGGAACCUGCAACUCUACCGACUCAGCUAUAUACUGCAGUGUUGUAUACGUUGAUAACACUUACACUUUGUUUACAAGCCACUUACUAUGGACACAUAUAUCCCCGACUUAAGCACAAGAGACAGUUCAAGAUUGACCCACCAAUAGAUGAUGGCGAAAGCAAUAACGGAGUUGAAAAUGGCAAUGCUGCUGAUCAAAGAACAGCCAUUGGUUUGAGUUCACCAAUUCCUUUUCCGGCUCAAAAGAGUCAUGUUGAAACACAAUCAUACUACCAGUCAGCAAGAUAUCUAUCAAAGAGUCAUACUCCGAAAUCAGAAUUAGCCCAAAGAAUGCCAUCUUCUCUUAUUUUGGACCCGAUAGAAGAGCCUUUGCUUGUUCCAUCUGUCUUCACAAAAUCGGCACCAUCUUUAAAGAUAAAGAACACUCUAUGUUUGGUGUCGACGUUAACUUUUCUAGGUGCCUUGAAUCUGCUUCAUUCACCGGAUACAAGAAUUCAUUCAGAUGUUGCAAAACCAAGAAAAGAAUUUGUGAUUUAUGUUGGGAGAAAGCUUUUGCAGGUUAGUGGCCAUAAGUUGUCAGAUCAAGGUGUGGAAGCAUACCAUAGCAUUGGAACUUACCUUGGUUGGGCAAUGGCAGUUAUAUAUAUGGGUGGAAGACUUCCUCAAAUUUGUUUGAAUAUCAGAAGAGGUAACUUUGAGGGUGUGAAUCCUCUAAUGUUUCUCUUUGCUUUAAUUGGGAAUACUACUUAUGUAGCAAGCAUACUUGUAAGCAGCAUGGAUUGGUCAAAACUUGGUCCAAAUCUUCCAUGGCUUGUAGAAUCAGGAGGAUGUUCCAUUCUUGAUUCUUUUAUUUUGAUGCAGUUUCUAUAUUAUCGAUAUCGGACAUCGAAGUCCUUGGAGGGCAAGUUCAAACAUCAAGUUGUUGCUUAGGUGAUGAUGAUUUGAAGAAAAAAGGAUUCUCAGCCAUGCAGUCUCAACCAUGAUGACCAAGUCAUGUCUGUGAGCAUAUGAAGUUGAAAUGAACUCAGAUGAAUGAUAAAGAUGCUGAUAUUUGUCCUUUUGAGAAUAAAGGAAAGGAAAAUGGUCCUUGAUUGAGGACCAUAAAUCUUGUAUCAGUUAAACAAUACCAUUAUGAAUUUCUCUUAAAUUUUAUAGUUAUCUUACCCGAAUGAAUUUUCUUGUCACUGUUAC
This is a messenger RNA of Medicago truncatula (barrel medic), 1568 nucleotides long. Its product is annotated as lysosomal amino acid transporter 1 homolog. The transcript is spliced from 13 exons. Lineage: Eukaryota; Viridiplantae; Streptophyta; Magnoliopsida; Fabales; Fabaceae. Bases 123 to 1307 code for a protein of 394 amino acids. The record is from RefSeq and is a predicted model, not a curated record. Gene Ontology annotation, cellular component: membrane.